Molecule: messenger RNA, 3684 nt
Organism: Bombyx mori (domestic silkworm)
Lineage: Eukaryota; Metazoa; Arthropoda; Insecta; Lepidoptera; Bombycidae
Product: dynein axonemal heavy chain 5
Exons: 18
Coding region: 260-3490 (1076 amino acids)
Biological process (GO): microtubule-based movement
Cellular component (GO): axonemal dynein complex
Molecular function (GO): dynein intermediate chain binding; minus-end-directed microtubule motor activity; dynein light intermediate chain binding
Source: RefSeq, a predicted model, not a curated record
CACCCUUAUAAUGACACUGUAUACUAGUCCGAUUAAUUUGCAUAUUACAAUAAUAGUUUCGCCUAUCUUCAAACGGGCUGCGAUUAUAGUUGAAGGCAGGACUCAAACAAAGGCAGAUGAAUUGACAGAACUAGCAAAAUGUAGCUUAUACCUAAAAUAACUAAAGUUCAAUCAAUCGGCACGCUAAGAACAUUGUGGGAAGUUUUCCGGAAAAUUAGUUAGUUUCGGGGUUGCCACUGAUCGAGGCUCUAGUCAAAAAAUGUUUGUUCACGGGAUCAAGCCAGGGUCUAGCGAUGAAGAAGAAGAGGAAGAUGUUAUGGAUAUUUUACAGAAAAGACGAGAAGAAUGCGAGCGGAAAGCAAGAAGGGGGGAGAUGGACCCCCGUCUGGAGUUCACCUUCCAGCUUUUGAUAGACGGCACCGGAUUACCAAGACACGCCAUCAUGGACCACGUGUUCGAAGGAAAUAUGCUGGAUGACAUCAAUCAGUUGUUUCUUCCGCACAUGAGGAAUAAACUUCUGUGGUAUUACCAAGAUGUAGAAGAAAUCGAACAACGACCAGUGCCGGAGAACACUAAGUCACGCCAACAAGGGAAACAGCCCCCGCCUCAAGUAACUUGGAAAAGGAAAUUAUUCCUGUCCGACGGCUGGGAUGUAAAGUUUACUGGAGUGUGCAUUUAUAUGUUCCGUAUUAAUGUCAGCAAACAGUUACCUGAGGAGGGUUUCCAUAAAGAUUUAUUCUGCGGAAUUCUUAAUGCUGAAAAAGUGGGAAUGGUAACAGCUAUAGAACGUGUAAUGGAGCACGUGUACAUGAGUGCCUUAGCUCAUCCUAGUAGUGAUGGUGACGAGGACGAAACAAGAUUUCCCAUCGUUAAAAAUCAACUACUGCCGGGACUAAGAUCUUUUUGUAGCGCCCUCAAAGUGUGUGAAGACGUGUGCAAUCAAGUGAAUCUUUUUGAAGACGGUCUAGCGCUCAUGGCACCUAUCCAAGACCAUACACAGUUGAAGGACAUGGCGAAAAAUCCAAACACCAUUACUAUGUUGGAGGAACGCGUUACUGAAUGGAUAAAAAAAGUCAUGGAGAUAUUGAGUGAAAGUGAGCAACUGCGCAGAGAAGUUGAUUCGAGCGGACCGCAAGACGAAUUGGAAUAUUGGAAGAAGAGAGGGGCGCAGUUCUCUCAGCUUGUAUCAUAUUUGCAGGAAAACGAAGUACAAUUGACCCUUUCAUGCCUGCAACUUGCCAAUUCCAAAGUGAUCAAACAGUGGCGAGAUACUGAUCACAAAAUAACUUUCUGUUAUAACGAGGCCAAAGACAAUGCUAAGUUCGUUCAAGCCAUGGAAAAGUGCUGUCACUCCCUGUAUUUGGACGAUCCCGUCAAAAUUAAGGACUCCAUACUGAGUUUACUGCAGACCGUGAGAUUGAUACACAGCGUGUCUCAGUUCUACAACACGUCCGAGAGAAUAUCUUCGUUAAUGGUGAAAAUUACAAAUCAGAUGAUCGAAACCUGCAAACAAUACAUAACGUGCCGGUUCAAGGACACGAUAUGGUCGCAAGAGCGUUCCCUUGUACGGGAUAAGCUAAUACACUGUAUCAAUUUGAACAGAACCUACCGAGAAACAUAUAUCUUUGUUAAGAAUCAACCUUUCUUGCCUAAUACCGAGCAGUUCAGCUUCUCGGAGAAUUACGUGUUCGGAAAAUUCGACACGUUCUGUAAGCGUCUCAAUAAAAUUAUCGCAAUGUUCGAUCUAACGGACGACUAUAAUUAUCUGUUUGAGAAGAGAAUGGAGGGAUUGUUGCUGGGUGAAGACCUUGAAGAAGCCGUACAUACUUUCGAAGAAGCAAAGAAAGCUGUUACCACAUGCCAAUAUGAUUACCUUGAUUACCGCAAUAAUGAGUUUGACAAAGACUAUCACGCAUUUGAAGAUAAGAUAAACGCUUUAAAAGAAUCUAUUGGAUGUACUAUUGAGGAGAAUUUUUCUAGCGUUUGGGAAACACCGCAAGGGAUAAAAUUCUUAACUAGAUUCGAAAAGGUGAGCCAAAAGAUUCAAAUAACGAAACUUAGUGAGAAGUACGAUCGUGUUUUAAAAUACAGCGAAAAGGAAGUUGACAAAAUUAUGAAAAUGUUCAAGAGACAGAAGGACGACCCGCCUCUACCAAGGAACUAUUCUCCUGUGGCUGGGCGUAUCAAAUGGUCUAGAUGCCUAAUGCAAAACAUGAUCGAGAUUGUGGAAAGCGUCUGUGCUCAUCCUGUCUUAAGAGGAUUACCCGCAUCCGCCGAUAUGAUGCGGAAAUAUACUAACACUCGAACGUUAAUGAACAACUAUGAAGAUAUGAUGAAAGCUGUUUGGAUGAACCAGAAUCUAUGGGACGUAGACGAGAGUCUGAACAACUCCUUGUUGAAGAUUGAUGAAACCGGAUGUGUGGCCGUGAACUUGGACAAAAAUAUCAAAUUGUUGAUCCGCGAAUCGGAUUGCCUCGUGAAAAUGGGCGUUCCGCUACCAAUCGUCUGUCACUCUUUGUACGCUAAAAAAUAUUAUUUUACCCUCGUCAACGACUCCUUGCAGUUUCUGCUUGAAGAUUAUUUACGUACGGUCCGCCGUGUAAAACUAGAGGUUCGUCCUCUAUUUCUGCCUCAAGUCGUACGCCUGUCCUCUCUUCUACUGCCCGGACUACGCAGCGUGUGCUGGACCAGCGAGGGCUGGAAAGAGUUCAUCGACCGCGCCAACGCAGCCAUCAAGAGCUUCGAUGUUCUAGUGACGAGAGUACACGAUAUUUACACUAACAGAAUUAUUUACAUGUUGUCCGGCAUGCAAGAGGUUACCCUGAUUACAUUGCCGGAAGAAACACCAUGGUCCGUUCAAGAAUUCGUAGAGAAGGUCGAGUCUGGCUGUCGUAACGCUUGCGUUGAGCUAAAUCGUAAGAGUCUGAUGGUUGAAGAGGCUGUGGAAGAAGUAUUGGAUCUCGUAAAGAAGGCAGCCCAACAGAUAAGACCGACAGAGAUCAAUCCAGAUUUUGAAUUUCUCAUAGCUGAAGACGAUCCCCAGAGCAGCGGCGCGGCGUCGUCCACGAAUGAGUCUACGUCUAGUGGACAACAAGACUGGUCCGCUGUUUGGGAGUGCUUCGAAAGUCCUCAUCGUCUACUGUCGACACCGGCCGGAGGUCUUUCCAAAAGCAUGCAGGAAAUGGUGAAGAAUGCAGUGAAUGAAAUGCGUCGUUACUACAGUCGCAAGGUGGUCGACGUGCUCAUCAGGGUCAAGAGGAGAACUCUCGACGUCAUCAUCAAGCAGUUCUCCUCCGACGCGCUUGCAACGGACGACGGUGCUCAGAAGAAACCAAUUUUUCUUCUCCACACCGCUUUGAUGAUACCGAAUGUUUCGGUUGCUCCGACGUUAGACGAAAUACAAGAAGUAUUAGUUUUAGCAGGAAAACACAUUUCCGGCCUGUCUAAAGGAGUCGCUCAAUGGAGUGGAGGGAAAACAUCAAGGGUAUGAAAUUAGUUGUAUACAGCUUAUUAAUCAGUUCGUAUUCGAAAUAUAGACAUUUUUAAUUCCGUUUUGGUGUCUUUAAAUUCCUAUUGAGUAAAAAAAAAAGUUUUUUGUUUGAACUGAAUAUGUCUAGAAGAUUCAAUGUACUCGCAAUCGAAGUUUGUACAUUAUUCUUUGAUUGACCAGGACAAGUCAGUUAA